Molecule: messenger RNA, 4874 nt
Organism: Spea bombifrons (plains spadefoot toad)
Lineage: Eukaryota; Metazoa; Chordata; Amphibia; Anura; Pelobatidae
Gene: IGSF9B
Product: immunoglobulin superfamily member 9B
Exons: 20
Coding region: 83-4231 (1382 amino acids)
Biological process (GO): cell-cell adhesion
Molecular function (GO): protein binding
Source: RefSeq, a predicted model, not a curated record
UGGGGCUCGCCAGUGACGAGGCUGCCGCGAGAAGGGCUCGCCUGAGAUAUGAUGAGGCUCCCGGCUGGUGCGCUGCACUACUAUGAUUCGCUAUGUGCUCACUUUGAUAGCAAGUGUGAUCAGCAUCCGGGGACUCGCUGUUCAAGGUGCGGUGGGCUCGCGCGAGGAGCCGCAGUUUGUUACGGCCCGUGCCGGAGAAAGCGUGAUAUUAGGAUGCGAUGUUAUACAUCCGCUGACGGCGCAGCCCCCUCCGUACGUGGUCGAGUGGUUUAAGUUUGGAGUUCCCAUCCCCAUCUUCAUCAAGUUUGGGUUCUACCCGCCUCACGUGGACCCGGAAUAUGCAGGCCGCGCAGCCCUCCACGACAAGGCGUCCCUCCGCAUCGAGCAGACGCGCUCGCAGGAUCAGGGCUGGUACGAAUGCAAAGUUCUGAUGCUGGAGCAGCAAUAUGACACCUUUCACAACGGCAGCUGGGUGCACCUCACGGUAAACGCACCCCCUACUUUCACCGAAACCCCACCACAAUACCUGGAGGUAAAAGAAGGGACCAGUGUUACUCUGACUUGUACGGCUUUCGGGAACCCCAAACCUACCGUUUCGUGGCUACGGGAGGGAGAAUUUUUGGGAGGAACUUCAAAAUACCAGGUGAAUGAUGGGAGUUUGACCAUCUCCUCCAUCGGACGCGAAGACAGAGGGUCUUACACCUGCCGGGCCACCAGUAUUCAGGGCGAGGCGGUUCACAGCACCCGGCUGCUGGUCCAAGGGUCACCGUUCAUUGUUUCCCCUCCCGAGAACAUCACCGUUAACAUUUCCCAAGAUGCUCUGUUCACAUGCCAGGCCGAGGCUUAUCCAGGGAACCUCACAUACACCUGGUACUGGCAAGAGGAGAACGUCUUCUUCAAAAACGACCUGAAGCUGAGGGUUCGAAUUCUGAUCGAUGGGACGCUCAUCAUAUUCCGAGUUAAACCCGAGGAUGCUGGGAAAUACACCUGUGUGCCGAGCAACAGCCUGGGUCACUCGCCAUCCGCAUCAGCAUUUCUAACUGUGCAAUACCCAGCACGCGUCGUCAACAUGCCCCCCGUCAUCUACGUCCCGGUCGGUAUUCACGGUCACAUUCGCUGCCCUGGGGAUGCCGUGCCGCCUGUGACCUUUGUGAAGUGGAAUAAAGAUGGUCGGCCCCUGAGGAUUGACAAAUUCUCAGGAUGGAAACUCCUAGAAGACGGAUCUCUUCACAUUGAGGAGGCCACGGACGAAUUACUGGGCACGUACACCUGUGUGCCUUAUAACGCGUUGGGGACCAUGGGCCAGUCCCCUCCUGCUCGGCUGCUGCUGAAGGACCCGCCCUACUUCACGGUGCUGCCCGGUUGGGAGUAUAGACAAGAAGCCGGGAGGGAGCUGCUGAUUCCAUGUGUGGCUGCCGGAGAUCCCUUCCCCGCCAUCUCAUGGAGAAAGGUCGGGAAGCCUUCCUUCAGUAAGCACAGUGUGCUGCCCAGCGGCUCCCUGCAAUUUCGCUCACUCAGCAAAGAAGAUCACGGGGAAUGGGAAUGUGUCGCUAGCAACGUGGUAACGAGCAUCACUGCCAGUGCGCAUCUCACCGUUAUCGGCACCAGCCCCCAUGCCCCAUCUAACGUCCGUAUCUCUGUGUCCAUGAACAACGCCAACGUGUCGUGGGAACCGGGGUACGAUGGAGGAUUCGAUCAGACAUUCUCUGUUUGGAUCAAGCGUGCUCAGUUUGGACCUCAUGACUGGGUCUCCAUGCCGGUUCCGAGCGGAGCUUCCUUCCUCCUUGUGGACUCGUUGGACCCCGAGACAGAAUACCAGUUCAGUGUUCUCGCUCAGAACAAGUUGGGGACCAGCUCUUUCAGUGAGGUGGUCACUGUAAAAACCCUAGCCUUCCUUCCGACGACCCCUGAGCCGCUUGUGGUUUUGACCUCACCCCGCUGCCUGAUCGCCAACCGAACUCAACAGGGCGUCCUUCUUUCCUGGCUUCCUCCAGCCAAUCACAGCCUGCCGUUAGAACGUUACAUCAUGGAGUUCCGCUUGGCUGAAAGAUGGGAAAUCCUGGAUGAUUCAAUCGCGGGCAGCGACACCGAGAUGCUGGCUAAGGAGCUGUCCCAGGACACUUGGUAUGAGUUCCGAGUUUUGGCCGUCAUGCAAGACCUGAUUAGCGAGCCGAGUAACAUCGCCGGAGUGUCUAGCACAGAUGUCUUCCCGUCUCCAGACCUGAGCGACGAGGGCUUCGCCCGGCCGGUGCUCGCUGGGAUCGUAGCCACUAUUUGCUUUCUUGCGGCCGCCGUCCUGUUCAGUACGUUAGCAGCGUGCGUGGUGAACAGGCAGCGCAAGCGCAAACUGAAACGGAAGAAAGAUCCACCUCUCUCCAUUACACAUUGCAGGAAAAGCAUGGAGUCUCCGUUGUCUUCUGGCAAGGUGAGUCCUGAGAGCGUGCGGACCCUCCGUGCACCAUCGGAGUCAUCGGAAGAUCAAGGGCCUCCUUCCAAGCGUCCUUUGAGUCCUGGGCGGGAAAAAGAGUUGUCGUUGUACAAGAAAACGAAGCGUGCGAUGACAAGCAAGAAAUACAGCGUCAGCCAGGCCGAGGCGGAGGUCACUACACCCAUUGAGCUGAUCAGCAGGGGCCCAGAUGGCCGUUUUGUAACCGGAGGUCCUGAGCAGGAACCCACGCUCAGGAGCCGCAGGAUUCAAGGGUUCCCCUUCGCCGAGGAGACAGAUAUGUACCCCGAGUUUCGGCAGUCCGAUGAGGAGAACGAUGAGCCAUCUGGUCUGAAGUCCCAGCUCACUCCUCUUUCAUCCAGUCAGGAUUCCCCGCUUCAGCCUCCGGCGUACAGUCCUCGUUUCCAGCAUCCGCCGGGUGAAGGAAGACAGCAGCCUUCUGGCCAAUCUAGACCUGGCGGCUACCACCAUGCCCAUUUGUACAGCUAUCUUAGCAGCAGUCCUCGGGACUCGGAUCCUCCUCCACCUUUCUACAUGCCUGAAGUUAGCCCGCUCAGCUCUGUGAUGUCCUCCCCACCAUUACUUCCAGAGGGAUCUUUCCCACCCAUCCCUGAGGAAAAUGGGGAGAACAGUUCCAGCAGUACCCUUCCCCUCACACAUACACCCACUGGGGGGCGCUCCCCGGAACAGUGGGGAGGGCCUGACUUCCCCUUUGGUGGUUUAGAAGCUCCCUCGUCUCCCUCCAUGUUUGUACAGCACCGGUAUGAGACCGCGGAGAUUAGGCGUCCGCUUCCUCCACCUCCUCCGGCGCCGUUUCCUCGUGGACGGCCUCCACCCAACUCCCUGCAGGUUCCGUCUUAUGCUGCCAUUAUACCCCUGGAGCCCCACUCAGGCUGGGCAGGGAGGCUCCCUAGUCGGGGUCCACCGCCUCCCCACCCGAGUUCUUGGCAGGAUGCAGCUAUGCAACUGGCUGCUCAGAGCCAGCUCCGGCACACCAGUCAAGGGAUGGGAAUUCCGGUGCUUCCCUACCCAGACCUCCCCGACCCAGGGCCUUUCGGUAUGGAUGCCCGUUGGUUUGAAAGCCGGACGCGUCCGCAGAUGAGCCCCCGGCAGCACCGCAGGUUGGAGCCCAGCUUGCAUCAGGUGGUGCUUCAGCCCUCUCGCCUGUCCCCACUCACCCAAAGCCCUCUAAGCUCAAGACAUGGUUCUCCUGAGCUGAGCGCCAGAGCCAGGCCACGCCCUGCUCUGCUGCCCCCGCCGACAGACUGUUCCGGCAUCGCCCUCCAGCCUCCGGGUUUUUCACACAAAUCACCUCCAUCUUCCGGAUCCCCAGGAAAAAGCAGCCACGGAGGAAGCCCCAGCUACCGAGCCACCCCGCCUGAUUCCUCCCCACACGCUGAGGGACGGAGACGGGGAGGAGAGGAACGAGUGCACGCGGAGACGGCGGUGCUGUGCACUGCAGGAAUUGGGAUCGCUGCUGUACCUGAGAGGCUGGAAAUUGUCAGAGAUCAGCGAGUUCACAAGCCCAAAAAAUCCACCAAGGGUCGCUCUAAGUCCAGGAAGCACUCUGAUGAAUCCACCUCGCAGGUCCACCAGCCACCCCCAGCCACGUAUACGGACACGCGCUGCAUCCGUAGGAAGAAACGGCCAACAAGACAAGACCCCCUAUCUCGCCUCUCGGCCCUGAGGGACGAACUCUGCCACCGCGCACCGUCUGACGAUCGGGCCGCCAUCCUGACCAGCACCGAGCCUGAUGACUUCAGCGGCCAUGCCACCCUUCUGUGACCAUCCGUGGAGAGAGGCCACCAACCCUAGGACCUUUCUAUCUCUUGGUGCUUAAACCCCCCCAUCCUUUGCCCUCCCCAUGAGAAAGACCUGUACACAAAAACACGUGAGCAGCGAAUAGUGUGUUCAUUGCCUACCUCACCGACCCUGUGUGUGUGCUAAGGAUGGACUCAUGCCUCACAACUCGGAGCGAUGUACAGUGUUACUGCGGGCUGGAGAUCUGCGUCGGAGAACGGUCCCAAACUAUGUAUAACAUGACAAGAGCACAGCGUAGGAGCUCUGAAGAUACCCCCGUGUCUCACCGCUCACCUCUAUGUACGCCGUCCGAAGCCUAAACUCCACCAGACGUAAGAGCGUGGCCCUUAUAGAAACAUUGUAUCUCUAUAGUGUGCACAGUGCGCAUGCAUCCAAUACCUGUAAGUUGUCACACGUUAGAAUCUGGAGGAUAUUGCAUCAUAUCUGGAAACAUUAUUUUAAUCUUUUCUGCUUAGAAUAAAUAGAAUGCGGAGGGGGAACUAACGCCAACAUUCUAAGUCAUUUCCAUUACCUGCCCGCGGGUUUAAAAGAUCCGUUGUGUCUCCUGACAGCUCAGUUGCCCCAAUAGUCUCCUAAUCUUCACGGGUUUUCCUGUUUCCAAGGAAUU